UUACCCCCAGGCGGUCUGUGCCAGGCGCACCAGGUGUACAUUUCACGCGAGAGAUCUUUUCAUAGCGAGGAGAAAUACCCUGUGUAACCGUGUUGCUUUGCAUGUCUCUUAAUUUGAGAAGCUUUCUAAAUAACUACCAAGGACCGAAGGUUUAUACCACUGUCUAUAUCGGUUACUUUCGUGCAUGUUUUUUAAACUGGAUUCCCUUUCCUGACAAUUCCUUAUUUGAAGGAACCCAGUUGUUUGCAUUUUGCCAAGAUGAGCUGUUUUAGAGCCGCUGUUGGAGCUGCGUUUGUCCUUACGGUUGUACAAACCUGUUGCUGUCAAACUGCAGGAGACUGCUCUCAGCUGAUGUCCUGCACUGACUGUAUCAGUGGUGACUCCUCGAUGAACAUCACAGGCUGUGUGUGGAGACAGUGUGAUAAUGGCAAUGACACUGGCUGUGUGGCCAGCAGUGAGGAAUCUCAGGGCUGCUCGUUGUACAAUGACACUGCUAUGUGCAUCGCUCCAGGAAGCACAGUCCCCAGCAGCAGCACUGAUGGUCCAUCUCCCACAGAACCCGUGCCAGUGUAUAAACAGGCGAACUUCGACCUCUCCAGCUUUAUCGGGGGGAUCAUCUUGGUGCUGGGGGCUCAGGCGGGCAUAUUCUUCAUCAUGAAGUUCGUGAAGUCCAGGGACAGCACCUAUGAGACACUGCAAGAUCAAAUCGCCGGAUGGCCCAGAAAAGGGAUCAUGUCAUCCUUUUCCUGUGUCGUGUCACUCUCACAACAAACGGCCAGUGACUCUAACAGCAUGUACACAGGAUCCAGAAAGUAGGAAGAGUCUGUAGAUCGUACACAACGAACAACCCAGGAUUCCCUCAGUGCAGUGUUUCCGGACCUGUUUGGAAGCUGUUAAUGAAGAAAGGCUGAGCCCUCAGCCUCAUCUCUCCUCCUGAUUUCUCUCCAGCUGUGUCGUACUGGGAGAGUGCUUUCCUUCUGGAUCUGAACUCCUUUGUUGCCACAGGAGCCUAGUGCCUUACCAGCCGAGCACCCUAUUUUGGGUGUCACUGAAGGGGGCCCUCCCACUGAUGGGCGGCCUUCUGUAGGGUUCACAUUGUCACGUAAAGUCAUGAAUGUUGUAAAAUUAUUUUCUGUGCCUGCACUUCUUUGUAGCAAACUGAGAAAAAACACAGACUGUAAGGCUUUCUUUACCUGAUCACUUCAUAAAGUCAUAUUAAGGCAUCCCCAGUAAAUAGAAAAUAUCUGUCUGAGCUUAAAAGAUUUAAUAUUUUGAUUUGUGCCUGUUUUCUGUUGUUAAGAAUGUUAUUUUUGCAUCUUUUUGAUUAAGAUCAUACAAACUGUGGCACUAGUCAUCUUAUGUUGGAAUUUUAUCUGAACAUUCUUUCAAAUCUAACUGAUUAUUAUUUUUUACUUUUCAAGGUAUGACUUUUCUUGUAGUCAUGGAAAAUCACAGAUUUUCAUUUUGCUUGUUAUGUGUGAACUCUGGUUUCAUCAGAAUCUUUAACAUGGAUGACCCAGACUUAAGACUUCCAUGUCUUGGGAAGGCAUGGUCAAUAGGGAUUAAGCAUAAUCACGGGAAGACAGUUUAUCCGAGAUCGUGAUUUUGAUCUUACCCUUUACCUUUUUUGACCUAUGGGGAAAGAAAUUCUGUGUAGCUCAGGGAAUGUUUGACUUGAACUCGCGUCUCCUGGGUAAGGAAGGCACCCAACACAUCACUCACUGGGAUGAUCAACAUGGCCUGACCAUCUCUUUUUCUCUUAAAAAGUGUGUAAUGAAUCAGUUAAUAGUGGUGCUCAUAGGUAUAUUAGCUGUAAAUCAGUGCUGCAUAACAUUCCUAGAAAAGAUCUGAGUCUCUUUUUUAUGUCACUUUUAACCAUCUGCAGCUUAAGACCUGAAAGAAGGUACUUGUAAGCUAAGUUAUUAAGUCGAUAAUAAUCAAGAGCACUGGCCACUAUUGCACUUUACUAAAAAUGAAGAUUAUGUAUUUAUGCAAGACAGCCAAACUCUCAAAUGAUAGCAUUCCAUUCAGAAAUCACCAAACCUCUUCAAAAGUAAGCAAAACAGUAAGUUCUUAACCUUGCGGCCUUUCAGAUAUAAUAUAUAAAAGGUAUACAAUCAGAAAUACAUUUUGUAGUUUUGAUGGAUGUCAGUCCACAAAUGUUGCUGGUUUUUUUUAAAUACACAGCUGAAAGUUGCCUUCAGUCUUGAUGUUAUUUUUCCAGUUGAUCUUAUUCUAUGAAGAUAUUUGAGAAAUACACACAAAACUCGUUAAAUCUGUGACAGUUAAGUGCAUUAAGAAUAAAGGGGUGUUCUGAGUCUGUGCAGGGAAGAAGGUUGGUUGGUAUAGAAAUGUAACGUUUUAAAAUAAAGAUUUACAGACAUAGUUUUUCCACAUAAAACAUUUAAAAGCUAUGCUGCCAUGCCAUUUCUAUUAAAGCAGGAACUCCACACAGUGAAGUUUGAAAGUUCCCAUGUAGGAAAUGGAGAAAUCCAGGACAUGCCCCUUGUCCUGCGUGGGUCACCCCCACUCUCUCUUGGGAUGUGAGCAAGUUAAAUCGGAUGUUCCUUCUUGAGUAGCUUUGUAACUUUGCAAUGGUAACGCACACAUUCAGUGAAGUGUACGGUGCUUAUGUUUUAUCGAUUUUCCGUUUUUGCGUUGCUUUCUUUUAAAUACAGCUUAUAAGACUGGAUGGGCAUAUUUUCAGCCCUAGGGUUCUUAAUAUAUUUUGGGACAGGAAAGUGUUAGAAUUGGACCUGCUAUAAGAUCUGCCAUACCUACUGUAUGUGCUCUUCUCUAAUUUUACAUUUGAACGUGUACCAUGGCUAAUACUGUAGUAGUAGCAGGACGUAUGACGCCAAAUGCACAUGCAUAAAGGUACAAGAAUCAGAGUCCACACUGCUUUUCUGGCUUUGCUGUUUCUCCCUCCUCUGUCUAAAAACUGCUACUGCCCUUGACCAACCAUCUUUUCUAACUGCAUCCAAUAGAGCGUCAGGGGGGAGCUGGAGCCUAUCCUGGCAAGCACCGGGUGUGAGGCCUAUACCCUGGAUGGGACGCCAGUCCAUCACAGGGCACACACAGACACGUACACACCCACACUUGAUCACGUGUUAGGGGUAUCUGCAAGCAGGCAAUGCAGAGGACUGCCGAUAUGCAAAUAAUAUGUUAAAGCUUUUCAUCAGCUCAACAGUGGAACACAUUCAGUCUGUAGAGGAUGGCUCUAGUGACUAAAAGCAAGCUGUCUUCAGCAGUUUGUAUUUGUAUUUCUUCACUAAAACUAAAGAUUGUGAGUACGGCUACUUGUGGUAUCCUAUUACAACUGUUUCCUCACAUCCACUGUGUGUUUUGCUUUGACUUGUUUUGUUUUUGACUGAUUUACUUAAAAACGUAACUUUAAACUACUGUACAACUAUUACAUUACCUCUGCUUACAGAGAAGUGAGUUGAAGUUUAAACUGAUGAAACAGUUUCUAUCUCUGUGUUCUACAGAUAAUUAAAUGACAUUAUAUUGGCAAGUUAAAAUUCAGUAACUGUAUAAUAGACACUAAAAAAUGUAUGGUCAGGCGGGAGGAUUAAAGCUGUUUAGUGCAUGAGAUUUGUGUUUUCUUUCUGUGAGUAAUCAAUAAAAACAUGUACUUUUAACAUCUGAA
Lepisosteus oculatus (spotted gar) is the source of this 3649-nucleotide messenger RNA. NCBI's taxonomy places the organism in Eukaryota, Metazoa, Chordata, Actinopteri, Semionotiformes, Lepisosteidae. The record is from RefSeq and is a predicted model, not a curated record.